Camponotus floridanus (Florida carpenter ant) is the source of this 2549-nucleotide messenger RNA. RefSeq lists its product as uncharacterized. The transcript is spliced from 4 exons. NCBI's taxonomy places the organism in Eukaryota, Metazoa, Arthropoda, Insecta, Hymenoptera, Formicidae. The record is from RefSeq and is a predicted model, not a curated record. Gene Ontology annotation, molecular function: DNA-binding transcription factor activity, RNA polymerase II-specific; DNA binding. Gene Ontology annotation, biological process: regulation of transcription by RNA polymerase II. Bases 1 to 1641 code for a protein of 546 amino acids.
AUGUUCCCCUCGUCAGCGGCGAUGCUGAAGAAUCUGCAGCAAAGUGCCAUGACCUCGCCCUUCUUGAUGGAGAACCUGCUCCAGAGCAAAGCAUCGCCGGGGACAGACCUUACCAGUCUGACCUUGAACUGGGCGGCGAGUCUGGUGGCGCGACAGCGCGAGAGAGAAUGCGAGGCGAAUCUCAGACUCGUUCGCGACAGAUCUUCUCCCAGCGAUCUCGUCCAGGACCACCUGGAUCAACGAUCCGGCUCGAUUGGCGGGCGCGAUCGCAUGAUGAUCGAUUGCGGCGGCCGGGAUCAGCAGAGAUCCAGCGGCGGUAGAUCCGCCGGUGAGCGGCAACACGACAGGAUGCAGCUUCUUCAGCGUGAAAAGGAGGUUCUAGAUCGGACUCAGAGCGUCUACGUGGACAUGGAGAACGAGAGGAUGGAUGGUCCAGUCGUGGACCGGCUGUGCGCGAUGGAGAGGCUUUGCAACGAGAGGAUCGACAAUCGAUCCAACUCGGGCGUAGAAUCGUGCAACUCGAACGUCGACGAGGACCCGAUUCCGGGCGCCGAGCUGGACGGCGGUCUUCAAGCGGCCGACAGGGAUGAGAUGAUACUGGGUGAGCGGGUCUCCGCGAUCGAGAUAGACAGACGGUACGACCUUGGAUGCAGAAAUGUCAUGCACAUGUCCGACGAGAUGACGAUCGUAUCGGGAGAGAGGGAGACAACGGUGACGGCAGUGGCGGCGGUCGAGCGUGCCGUCGACAGAAUAGGCGAGAGGACCACGAAUACCGUCGCCUGUUCCUGCGGCGAAGAGCAGUGUUCCGGUCCGGCAUGCAGGACCAUCCAGGAGAAGGAGAAGCCGCAGCUCAAGUUCAGCGUUAGCGCUAUACUCGGCGGCAAUCACGAUAGGAGACCGCAUUCCGAUAACUUUCAAGGACUUCCGCCGGAAGCGAUCCCCGCCUUUUUGCAAAAUUUACAAAAUUCGGCAGGUUAUAAUAUCGCCAAACCGAUCGCGAGGCCAGCGGCUUACCAUCCUUAUCACAGGCCGAGUCAUCAACCCCCUCAACGACACUUACCACCGAACGCUCAUCACACGUUGCAACAACUGUUCUACAGAGGCCCAUAUCUGACAGUUGCCGGUUCUGGAACCGGAAGUCAUCAUCCCGGCACACCCGGCGGUGGUGCCGUGUUUCCAGGCGCUAUCCAGGGUAGUAUCGGUGAUUUUUCCGGCACUGGUUUGGUUUUUCCAUGGGCGACGAACGCGCGCGGGAAACCACGCCGAGGAAUGAUGAGGAGGGCCGUUUUCUCGGAUCUUCAGCGUCGCGGACUCGAGAAAAGGUUCCAGAUACAAAAGUACAUCAGCAAGCCGGAUCGCAAGAAGCUUGCCGAGAAACUGGGCCUCAAAGACUCGCAAGUGAAGAUUUGGUUCCAAAAUCGGCGCAUGAAGUGGCGAAAUAGCAAGGAACGAGAGCUUCUAGCAACCGGUGGUUCGCGCGAGCAGACGUUACCAAACAAGAACAAUCCCAAUCCGGAUCUAAGCGACGCUGACGGGGAUCGGCCAAGGAUGGACCUGAGCGACGUGAGUCCGCUCACGAGUCCUCAGAGGCCUGAAGAGCAAACCGAGAACGAAGAGGACGAGGAGAUUAACGUCACGUGAUAAAGCACAUCGCUGGACCCAGCAUUCCGACGAAGUAGCGAUAACUCAUAAUUUGUGAAUCGAGGAGAAUAUACCGGCUGGACCAAAAGAAAAAUUUUAAACAAAUCGCAAAUUCGGUAGGCAUUUGAAAAAAAUUAAAGAAUCUAUAAUUCAGAACUUAACAUUUUCAUUUUUACUACAUGUAUAUUAUCGCAAUUUUUUAGUAUCGAUUAUGUAAUAUAUGAGAGAAUAUACAUUUCCUCCUGACCUCUUUUUAAGCCAUUCAGUAUGCUUUACAGAGAUUAUUUUACAUUGAGAAAUGUAAUUUUACAUUGUACAAAAUUUAAGAUAAUUGUUAAUUUUAAUCAUACAUUUUUCAGCUGACCAAUAUUUUAUUGGCAAUUAUAUUCGUAGAAAAUUGAAUUACAGGGUGUUUUAAAUUCCUUGUAAAACAAUAACGCAAGUUGCAUUAAUGUUUCGUCUCAUGUGAUUCUUGUAAUUUCUAGUGACGUAUCUUCAAUUAUCUAAUAGUCAUCGACAUUUGUCCUUAAUAUCUGUUUUUUCCGUCUUAUAUCACUUAUGGUUUGCUCUACUUAACCGCACAUGUUGUUGGUCCUGAACAAAAGGAUACGACAAAUGAUGUAUUAUAUUGUAAUUAGCGAUGGAUGUACUUUCAAGGAGUCUUCUAUAAGCCAUUGUAUAAGGUUGUAUUAGACAUAACGUUACGAUUCUCCGGAAAUAUGUACCUAACUCUCUAUUCAUAGACCGCGACCGUGCGGCUAAAUCCAAAUGUAAUUACAUUCAUUGUGAUUCAAUAUAAUCUAUGUAAUAUAUUGAAAUAAAACUGUCUAUAUGCGCUAAGUGAUUUAUACUUCUAAAAUCACUUCUAAUAUAAAUGAAAUUCCACAUCUAAUUCAUCGUCUCUUUCU